AUGACUACAAAACGUAUUCGUCAAUCAACCAAACAAAAUGACGCCGUUUCAAAACCGAAGAAGGCCAAAAAAUCUUCCAAACAAGAUUUUGAAGUUGAAGAAGCCAUUGUUUCCCUUCUUCCUCCCAAACUAAAGAGAGCAACGAAACGAUCAGCCGUUGAUUCCAACAAAAUCUGUUUUGUUGGAAAGCCUAUUCCUGUCGACGAAGCUCAAUCCAAAUGGCCUCACCGGUACUUGAAGAAGGAUGGAUUGAAGAAUAAUGAUUGCAUAAAAGCGAAGUAUCAUUACCGAAAAGCAAAAGUUGAUGGCGUUAUAUAUGAACUCAACGAUAAUGCUUAUGUUCAGGCUGAAAAAGGGAAAAAGGAUUCCAUUGCUAGAAUCCUUGAAUUGUUUGUAAGUGAUGACCAACAACAGUUCUUUACUGCUCAGUGGUUUUACAGAGCACAAGACACGGUUUUACAGGAUCAUGGUCGCCUUGUUGAUAAAAAGAGGGUUUUUAUCUCUGAUGUUAAAGAUGAAAUCCCUCUUGGUUGUAUACUUAGGAAAGUAGAUAUUGCUGAAGUUAAACCUGAUGUAAGUGAUUUGUCUGCACAGAAAAAGAAGAAUAAGAACAAGAUUCCUUCUUGUGAGCUAUAUUUUGAUAUGAAGUACACUGCGCCGUAUCUGACAUUCUCAAAAAUUUCUAAUGAACCAGAAAGAAUAGAAAGCAGUACCUCUACAAUUUCCAGUGAAUCUGGAUCUAAUGUAGUCGCUGCUGAUAAAUCCGAGUGGAGUUUAUUGGAUUUGUAUGCCGGUUGUGGAGCUAUGUCCACGGGACUUUUCUUUGGAGCUUUUAAAUCUGGCAUUAAACUUGUCACGAGGUGGGCAAUUGACAUCAAUAAGCAUGCAUGUGAAAGCUUGAAGCUUAAUCAUCCUCAAACACAUGUGAGAAAUGAAACUGCUGAAAACUUCUUAAGUUUACUUAAAGAGUGGGCUAAGCUGUGUGAAGAGUUUGUAUUGAAUGGAUCUGAAAGUUCAGAUUCUGAUAUGGAUGAUGGUGAAGAAGCUAAUGAUGAAGUUGUGGAUGAUUCAUCUGAUUCUGAGGUGUUUGAGGUUGAAAAGCUACUUCAAGUCUGCUAUGGCAAUCCCAACAAAGACAAAAAAAAGUCGAAGAAAGACAAAGAAAAGGCCAGCGAAGACGAAAAGCUAGGAUUGUACUUCAAAGUGCAGUGGAAGGGUUACGAUUCCAGUUACGAUACAUGGGAGCCAAUUGAAGGCUUGAGUGACUGUAAGGAUGCCUUGAGAGAUUUAGUUACAACAGGAUAUAAAGAUAAGAUAUUGCCUCUUCCUGGUCAAGCUGAUGUUAUUUGUGGUGGACCACCUUGUCAAGGUGUUUCUGGUUUUAAUCGCUUCAGGAACAAAAACGCACCCCUUAAGGAUGUUAAAAAUAUGCAAUUAAUAGUCUAUAUGAAUAUCAUUGAGUUCUUGAAGCCGAGAUACAUACUCAUGGAGAAUGUGGUUGACAUUUUGAAAUUUGUUGGUGGGUUUUUGGGACGUUAUGCUUUAGGCCGUCUUGUAGCCAUGAAUUAUCAAGCUAGAAUGGGAAUGAUGGCUGCUGGGUGUUAUGGCCUUCCCCAAUUUCGGAUGCGCGUUUUUCUCUGGGGAGCUCUUCCCACUGAAAAAUUGCCUGCAUUUCCAUUACCAACCCACGAGGUUGAAUCAAGAUCUGCAAUUCCCACUGGCUUUCAAGAAAUUACAGUUGCUUUUGCCACAAAUGAAAAGUGUCAGCUGGCUGAACCACUUUAUCUUAAGGACGCAAUAGAUGAUCUCCCUCCAAUUAAAAAUGAUGAGAGCCAGGAUGAAAGGAGCUACGGGGCUUCUCCUCGGUCAGAAUUUCAGAAAUAUAUCCGCCUAAAGAGAAGUGAGAUGGUGAAUUAUUCAGCUGACUAUGAAAACACACCAAGUGGAAUGCUAUAUGAUCACUUCCCAUUGGAAUUAAACAAAGAUGAUUAUGAGAGAGUCUGCCACAUUCCACACAAGAAGGGGUCUAACUUCAGAGACUUAAAAGGUGUGACUGUGAAGGGUAAUAAAGUGGAAUGGGACCCCUCUGUUGAAAGACAAUUACUAAAAUCUGGCAAGCCUUUGGUUCCAGAUUAUGCCAUGUCAUUUGUUCGUGGGACUUCCUCUAAGCCAUUUGGCCGACUUUGGUGGGACGAAAUUGUGUCUACUGUUGUAACGAGAGCCGAACCUCAUAAUCAGGUUCUUCUCCACCCGGAACAAGACAGAGUUCUUAGCAUUCGAGAAAAUGCUAGGAUACAGGGAUUUCCAGACUGCUAUAAACUUUGCGGCCCUACCAAAGAAAGGUAUACUCAAGUUGGAAAUGCGGUCGCUGUUCCGGUAGCCCUUGCCCUUGGAUACACAUUAGGUUUGGCUAUUCUAGGACUUUCUGAUGACAAGCCUUUGACAACUCUCCCAUUUAAGUACCCAAGUUGUCUUGCCCCUUCUUUAGAUACAGUUGAUGAUGAUGAUUCAAGUUGAGCUUGUCCUCUCUCAUAUAGUCAUGUCUUUUCCAUUUUUUUUUUUUUUAUCAAAGCACUAAAAUAAAAAGACAGGAGAUGUCUGAACCAAUACAAUAGAGUCGGAAAGCGUAUAACCUGCGGAAAGAAAGACUAGAUCUAUCCCCGUAAAGGAAAGGAUCCUAAGGAAAGAGGUGCUUAAGUCCACCAUAAUACAGAAAAGCUAAGCAGAUUACAAGACUACAUGCUCUAAGAAAUUUAGUACAAAAUAGUGAUAUUUCUAUCUAUACUUUUGCAAAUGAACCAACUAUUAUGUAGCUGCCAAGACAGCUUUGGAGUUAAUCCUUUGGGCAAGGGUCCUCAUUCCGGCUGAGUAUGUCUUUUCCAUUGAUAUCUUAAUUUCUUCCCUUUUUUAUUUGGAAUGUUCUUUUCAAGCUAAGAGUACACAUACUUCAUCAUGGAAUUGUAUGAUUGAAUGUUUGUACAAUUGAUGACAUUAUUUAUAAUGAUUUAUGAUUCAC
Medicago truncatula (barrel medic) is the source of this 3016-nucleotide messenger RNA. RefSeq names its product putative DNA (cytosine-5)-methyltransferase CMT1. The record is from RefSeq and is a predicted model, not a curated record. Gene Ontology annotation, cellular component: nucleus. NCBI's taxonomy places the organism in Eukaryota, Viridiplantae, Streptophyta, Magnoliopsida, Fabales, Fabaceae. The transcript has 20 exons. Gene Ontology annotation, molecular function: chromatin binding; DNA binding; DNA (cytosine-5-)-methyltransferase activity. The coding region runs from base 1 to 2517 and encodes 838 amino acids. Gene Ontology annotation, biological process: negative regulation of gene expression via chromosomal CpG island methylation.